AUGACCUACGAGCUCCCGGAAGAAUCUGAUUCUGCAGCUGCAGCGCUCUCUAGUGGAAAUCAGAGGAUCAUGUACCAGACAGACCCCAGGCCACACUUUGGAGUGGCCUGGUCGUCCCACGCACCAGGACACCCUCUGUGGGACAGUGAGGGACCCUGCUGGGGACAGAGGAACACAGAAAUGCCCAAUCCCACACACACCUGCCCCCACUGCCAUUUGGGGCUUACAGCUGACACCCUGCGCUGGCAUGAGGUUAGCACUCACUUCACGUUGGCCUAA
Messenger RNA from Knipowitschia caucasica, 279 nucleotides. Lineage: Eukaryota; Metazoa; Chordata; Actinopteri; Gobiiformes; Gobiidae. The record is from the annotation of a GenBank genome assembly.